This is a messenger RNA of Leishmania mexicana MHOM/GT/2001/U1103, 1914 nucleotides long. RefSeq lists its product as hypothetical. Bases 1 to 1914 code for a protein of 637 amino acids. The record is from RefSeq and is a predicted model, not a curated record. The transcript has a single exon. Lineage: Eukaryota; Euglenozoa; Kinetoplastea; Trypanosomatida; Trypanosomatidae.
AUGCCGCGCCAACCGACCAAAAACCGCAUUAACAUGCACGACAUUGUCGAGCAGCCCCUCACCGCCAUUCCAGAUGCCGUGGACGCGGUCCUGCGCCGUCCAGAGCCGCUGGACGAGCUCGAGGUGCAGAGCAUCUUCUUCGAGAGCUCGUACAUACUUCUGCGGGCAGAGGAGGCGCUCUCGGCCAAGGACGGCAACGCAUUCUGUGCCCUCUUCAAGAUCUUCUCUGAGGGCUUUGCCCACAGCGAGGCCUCUUUCGAAGAGGGCAUCCGCACAAUGGUGGAGAACGAGUCCUUGCUGCAGACAAUGCACGCAAUUUUCAAAGUGGUUGUGGAGCAGGAGGCCCUGCCGCUGCACAGCGCCGGCACCGUUGAGCUUAUCCAAGUGCUCAGCAGCCUGUGCGAUGGCGCGGCGCUGAAGGACAGGUGUGGGGCGCUGUUUAUGCGGGGGUUUGCCAAGGUACUGCAGCGUGUGUACUCAAACACAGAGGAGGCGCGCCGGCACUUCCACGUGCAGCGAGGCACAGCAACGGCACUCAUCAACCUUGUGAAGGGGUCAAAGCAAAACAAACAGCGCCUGGCAUCGUGGAAGUUCGUGGCGGACUGCUGCGCUGCCUCUGUUGACGUCUUCUUCCAGUUGCAGUGUGUCGAGCUGCUGUUCCGUGUGUCGCGACAGAACAAAGACGUCUUCUCCCACCUCGGCGGCUCACUCCCGCCCGCAACGAUCGAGGAGUUGCGAGCGCUGCCCAACGACGGCACGCUGCUUUCUCGCAUGACGCUGCUGAUUGAGCACCUCAACGAGGGCCGCGCGCAGGUGCUGCGCUACCCACUGAAGGAAGUCGUUGCCGCGGAGACGACGCUGACAAGCUCCACCAAUGCCUACUUCACGCCCAACUACGUGAUUGUCAUGGUCACGGCCGCCAACGCCGACAACAUUACGAUACCGUACCGCAUCAUCCGCUCCAUUACUCUCGGCCGCGAUGGUCGCGUCAUUGUGCGACUGGAGGAGUUCCCCGUCAAGCUGGAGUUGCUGCUGAGCCACACGACGGGCAUGGACACCGUCACCUUCUACAUGGCCCAGGAGGAGCUCGCCACCUUCAAGCAGUCCACGGUACGGCAGUGGAUCGUGGAGGCGCUGCAGGUGCGGAAAGAGGAGCAACGCCACCACCGUCCACCGCAGGCACCGCGCUCCCCGGACUCCAUGGUGAAGCCAGCGGAGAAGGCGGAGCCGGUGGCACACGAGUCUUUGUCUUCCACGACGCCUGCUGCUUCUUUGCAUGAGACUUCUGAUGACACGGUCACGGCAAGGAAGAAGGCGCGGCUGGAGGGUGCCGCAGCAUCUGCUGCUGCAGUGCCCUGCACGAAUCAUCCUCCAAUUGCCGCCCUCCUGCACGUGGUGGAUGCGCUGGUGGAGCAGGCAGCUACGCCGAAUGAGGCGCAGGCGAUGUUGCUGCAGCUACGUCGGCUCAUGGAGGCUCGCAAGGAGAUGCAGCGCGGGAAAUCGAUGGAUAACCUAAGCGACGCCAUGCGGCACAUCCAAAACCGCGUUGACGAGACGCGCCGCACGGCAAAGGAGAACAGAACGGCGUGGCACCAGGCCAUGUUGGAGGAGCUGGAGCGAGUAGAGAACGUCGUAGUCGGUGCGCAGGACAAGGCGGCAGCGGGGGUGGAGCAGCUGAAUGAUCACCUGAAGAAGGUCAAGGCGAGCAACCAGGCCAUCAACGAACGGAUUGCGUGCAUGGAUAUUGAGUUGCAGCAAACCUUGGAGGAGCUCCGUGAGGAGGAGCUGCGCUGGACCAACGAGAUCCACACCAAGUGCAUGCGUGAGGCGGAGCGACUGGAGUUCGAAGUCGAUCAGCACCUUGUCAACCGUAGCCGGCCAAUGGCGCUCUUAUCGGACUACAUGCGACAGUAG